Tupaia belangeri chinensis (Chinese tree shrew) is the source of this 2315-nucleotide messenger RNA. RefSeq names its product EI24 autophagy associated transmembrane protein (gene EI24). The record is from RefSeq and is a predicted model, not a curated record. The transcript is spliced from 12 exons. Bases 146 to 1420 code for a protein of 424 amino acids. Gene Ontology annotation, biological process: macroautophagy. Lineage: Eukaryota; Metazoa; Chordata; Mammalia; Scandentia; Tupaiidae. Gene Ontology annotation, cellular component: endoplasmic reticulum.
CCCGGACCCGAGGUGGGCGCGCCCGGGCCGGGCCGCCUGAGAGCCCCAGGACCCGAGCGCCUUUCACCUUUCCCGGGGUGCGCGAUGACUCGCCCGGGGGCGCUCCUCUCAUCCCUGUGUAGCUGACAGUCCAGGUGGGGAAGAGAUGGCCGACAGCGUCAAAACCUUUCUCCAGGACCUCGCCAGGGGCAUCAAAGACUCCGUCUGGGGCAUCUGCACCAUCUCCAAGCUAGAUGCGCGGAUCCAGCAGAAGAGAGAGGAGCAGCGUCGGCGGAGGGCAGGCAGUGUCCUGGCGCAGAGGCGGGCCCCGAGCACAGAGCGGAGGCAGGAGAGUGAGCCACGCAUCGUUAGCAGGAUCCUCCAGUGCUGUGCGUGGAAUGGCGGAGUGUUCUGGUUCAGCCUCCUCCUGUUCUACCGAGUGUUCAUCCCUGUGCUGCAGUCGGUCACCGCCCGCGUCAUCGGUGACCCGUCCCUGCACGGAGACGUCUGGUCCUGGCUGGAGUUCCUCCUCACGUCCGUCUUCAGUGCACUCUGGGUGCUGCCUCUGUUUGUGCUCAGCAAAGUCGUGAACGCUAUCUGGUUCCAGGUGGAAACAAUUCAAAAUCCAAAUGCUGGCCCCAGCGUUUCAGAGAAGAUCAAAGUGAAGUGGGGCAGUGAGAAAACAAGCCGCCAGGUCCAGGACUCGAACCGUGGUCAGCCAUGUGGGAGUCCAGUGCCCUCAACUGCCACGCCACCUGCUGCCCCAGUCACCCGGCAGUUUUUGUGGCCAGGCAGUGGCCGCAGCUCAGGGCACAUACCGAGGCCGUCGCACGGUGGGCUGCGCUGCUCCCUCUUGCAGGAUAUCGCCGACCUGGCCUUCGAGGUGUCCGGGAGGAAGGCUCACCCGUUCCCGAGCGUCAGCAAAGUCAUCGCCGACAUGCUCUUCAACCUGCUGCUGCAGGCCCUUUUCCUCGUCCAGGGCAUGUUCGUGAGUCUCUUUCCCAUCCACCUCGUGGGCCAGCUGGUCAGUCUCCUGCACAUGUCCCUUCUCUACUCGCUGUACUGCUUCGAGUACCGUUGGUUCAAUAAAGGGAUCGAGAUGCACCAGCGGCUGUCCAACAUCGAGAGGAACUGGCCUUACUACUUCGGAUUCGGCCUGCCCUUGGCCUUCCUCACGGCCACACAGUCCUCAUACAUUGUCAGCGGCUGCCUCUUCUCCAUCCUCUUCCCGCUGUUCAUCAUCAGCGCCAACGAAGCCAAGACCCCUGGCAAAGCGUACCUUUUCCAGCUGCGCCUCUUCUCCCUGGUGGUCUUCUUAAGCAACCGGCUUUUUCACAAGACUGUCUACCUGCAGUCCGCCCUGAGCAGCUCAGCCUCUGCGGAGAAGCUCCCCUCGCCGCAUCCGUCUCCGGCCAAACCCAAGGCCGCUGCCGGCCAGUGAGUUCCUGCCACCCAGGGAGAGGCAGCUUGGAGGAGGCCGCGGCAGCCCCUCCCCACACCUGUGCAGGGGGGAGGACCCAUGAUGCCAAGGACCUCUGCACGUUCCCUUCACAGGGAAUUAGAAGGUCCGUCCCUGGAGCCUGCAGGUGGGGCCCCGACAGCAGGCUGUGGUCCUCUAGCACUACCAUGAGUCUAAGGGCCACGGGUCUCCUGCAGCCGUUGCAGCCCGUGCUGGCCCUGCGCCUGGACUGACUGAACGCUGCGUUCUUCUCCCUGUGCCAUUUCCCCUGCCCUGCCCUGCCCUCACCACCUGUGGACAGUGGGCUCUGUCAUUGUGUCCUCGCUGUUGUGUGUCGUGGGUGUGGUUCUUGCUGUCUCUGUGAAGCACAUGCAUUGGACAUGGGCGGUGAAGGAGGACCUCACUGUCCUGGUUGUUCCCUUUAUAGCCAUCACUGUCUUGUUCCUUGUAACUCAGGUUAGGCUCGGGUCUCUUGCUCCACUGCAAAAACAAAAAGGAAAAUAAACAAAAACUGUUGAGCCUAGAGAGGUGGGACUGGAGGGAAGGCCUCAUAGCCAGGCCUGCUGGGAAAAGGCUUUUCCGCUGGCACAUGUAGAGCCCCUGUUUGUGGGGAGGCACCAGCCCCGGACAAGUGCCCUGCGACAGGGACGCUCAGAGCACCUGGACUCCUCCGCUCGGGGACUCACUGCCGGCCCGCCGGGCUGUCCUUCACAGGAACGUUGGGUGCUGCGCAUAGGAGCUGAGGGCCAGGCGUACUGAACCACUAACCGCCAUUGGUUGGUGUCCUGUCAUUUUAAGAGACUAAUUAUGGGGGUGUAGAUGUCAAAAUACUUGUACAAUUUUAAAAUGUCACAAUUAAAUGUGAGCUGGUUUCCCA